AUGGGCCACGCGGCUCCAGAAACCGAGGGAGCUUUCCAGACUGGAUUGGACAUUCCGAUCAACACACAGGAUGUACCCGCGGCUGAGGCGCCUCAAAAGAUCAACACGCAGGAUGAGUCCGCCGCUGGUGACGUGUCGGCUCACAGCCAGGCUGCACGUGUCGGCCACGUGGACUCGGCGGAGCGCGGGUCGACGGUCGGAUCGGGUCAAGAGGAAGUAGUUGGGGAGUCGUCGCAACAGGAGAGGGAGCGAAGUGCAGAGAUGGCGAAGGAGAUUGCUAAGGAGGAAGCACGUAAGGCGACUGAAGAGGAGCACGCUGCGAGCGGAUGGGACGCCGCGAAACGCGGCGUCGCGGAAACCUCUGAGUCGAUCAAGCAGUCGGCGAAGGAAGCUUCCGAGAAGUUCAAGCAACCACCUGCGCGCGAGUCGAGUGAGGAUGUGAGCCGGAAAGCCGGCGAGGGUGCUGCUGCGUCCGAGCGCGCUACGCCAGCGGAGACGCGGAAGGCGGCGGAAGGAGCAGCGGUGGCGGAGCGGAAAGCGGAGGAUGCGCGCGAGGGUGUGACGGCGGGGAUUGAGGAGACGAAGGGGAAGGCGUUACAGGCGCGAGAGGAGGCGGAAAAGCAGGCGGAGGAAAGCGCGCAGGGAGUGAAGGAGAUUGCGCAGCAGGCACAGGCGGAGGCGCAGGCGGCGGGAGAGAAGGCGCAAGGGUCGUUCGAGUCAAUGGCGGAGCGCGCGCGCGGGGUGAUGGAGCGCACCCUGGAAAGCAUCCAGGAGACCGUCGAGGCCGCGCGCGAGCGGUCCGCGCAGGCGGGGGAAACGGCGGAGCAGGCGGGCGAAACGGCGAGGGAGGCGGGGCGGGAGGCGUAUGAAAGGGGAAAGGGAUUUGCGGCGGAGACCAAGGAUGCGGCUGUGGAGAACCUCCAGGCGGCGGGUACAGCGACGGCGAGAGGGUUGGGCAAGGCGGCGGGUACGGUGGAAGGAGCGGCGGAGGCGGUUGGCGAGAGCACCAAGAAAGGAGUCUCCGCGGCUGCGGAGCGCACGGCGGAGGGCAUCGAGUCCGCGCAGGAGGGCGCGCGGGGCGCGUACGACCGUACAGCGGAGAACGUAUCCGCGUCCGCUGCUGGCGCGCGCGACCGCACGGCGGAAACCAUCGAGUCCGCGCAGGAGGGCAUUGUUUCCGCGGAAGAGGGCGCGAAGGACGCGUACGAGCGCACGGCGGAAAACAUUUCCGCCUCCGCCGCUGGCGCGCGCGACACUGGCGCAGUCGCGACGGGCACCGUCGCGGGCGCGGUCGGGCAAAUUUUCCACUCGUUUGCGGAGGCGCUAGGCGUUGCGGGGAAGCACGCCCCGCCAGAAGCGCCAACGGUGGAGGUCGCGCCGGUGGAAGCGCCAGCCGCGCAUCGCGCGCUUGCUGCGGACGUGGAGGGUGGCGGAGAGCGUUCCGCCGCGCAUGCGCCCGAGCGUAGUGGGGGGUCUGGUCUGAAUGCCACGUUUGGUGCAGGGAGCAAGGCUGAUGUUCCACAGAACUACACACACACCAGUCAGGGCAAGGGCGAAGAAGCCUCUGCAAGGAGUGCUGAUGUUGGUGCUGGUGGUGACAGUGGUGGUGAGAGUGGUUUCCAUGCUGCCGCCCAGGAAUCUGGUGGCACUGGGCAUGGGGGGGGUGAUGGAACGGCAGCCACUGAGACAGCAGCAGGCAGAUCUGCAGUGAAAUCCCCUUCCUCAGAUGAACGCGGCGUGUUUGGCGGUGGUGGUGUGCCCGGCGCCAAAAGCGUUCCCUGGGACCAGGUGAAAGUGGGGGAAGGCGUGGAUGAGAAAGGGGUGGACAGGAGGCAGCAGGCGGAGAUGCUUAAAGGGGGGGCGAGGGAGCCGCUCGGUAGAAUCACAAAGGCGGUGAUGGACAAGUCGGGGAUUGAGACUGUGGAGCCUAAGAACCGGAUUGCGAAGGAGAAUACCAUGGCGCCGAAAAUUGCCGACCAGAGGGAGGAGCUGGGGAUUGGCGGGGCGGCAGGAGAGGAAGGGAAGGGAGGAGAGGGGAUGGUGGGAGGGGAAGGGGCAGCGGAAGGGGGAGCGGAAGGUGGAGCGGAAGGGGGAGGGGGAGGGUGGGUGAGUGAGCUGGUGAACCGGGCGCAUAUGGGGGAUUUGGUUGAGCAGGCGAAGGUGCGACGGCAGAGUGUGAAGCAUGCUGGGGUGUUGGAGUCAGUGGCAACUGCUGCAGAGCAUGUGAAGGAUGCUAUGGUGGGGAGGAGGGUUGUGGGAGGAGGGGAGGGGGAUUUGGAGAGUGCCAAAAUGGCUGAUCCGGAGCUGGGGCGGCUGGUGAAGGAAGCAAAGCAAAAGGAACAUAUGCCGCAAUCAGUCAUUGCUGCUGCUGAGCAUGUGAAGGAUGGUAUGGUGGGGAAGAGGAGUGUGGGAGGAGGGGAGGGGGAUGUGGAGACUGCAAAGAUUGCUGAUCCGGAGCUGGGGCGGCUGGUGAAAGAAAUGAAGCACAAGGAGCACUUUGCCAUCGAGCCGCCGCCGCUCCUGCUGCCCAUGGGCGGCAUGCGGGAAAAGACAACUCUGACCCUCCUGCCGACCCUCCUGCCGACCCUCCUGCCGCCCGCGGGCGGCGCGCAUGAGCGGCGGGCCGUACAAGAUCCGCCAUACGCGGUGGGCGUCGAGAACCACCGCCUCCGCCUUCCUGGAAGCUUUCUCUUGCCAGCUGUCGCGCAGUCCGCUUCCGUUACUCAGCCUGCUGACGUCAGCAUCGUUCCGGGGAAGGGGACUGUGAAGUGUGCUGCCUCGGCCCACCUGCAAACAGCAGGGAGCAGAUUCUGGGAAGCUUCCUUGAGUUUUCCUGCAACGACAAGAGGGUCGUCUGCAGCUAUCACGAGCAGCUUCCAGGAAACCUCCAAGCCUGAAUUAGCCGCACACUCAAUCCUCUCACCCAUCUCUUCCUCCUCCUCACUAACUCCUCUCGCUCCUCCUCCCCUUUCGUCCCAUGCUCCCUCACUCUCCCUCUUCCCUCGUCCCUCCCCUCCUCCACCCGACAAUUUCCUUCUCCCUCUCCCUGCCCACCCCCCCGCGCCUCCCCCGCGCAGCCUGACGGGCAGCGCCAGCAGCGGAACAACGGAGUACACCUCUCCGCAACCCCUCCGCCUCCCCCCCACCUCCACGGCUUCCAAUGGCGCGUCGCCAAAAAAAUCCGGUAACGGUUCGUAA
This is a messenger RNA of Closterium sp. Naga37s-1, 3198 nucleotides long. The record is from the annotation of a GenBank genome assembly. NCBI's taxonomy places the organism in Eukaryota, Viridiplantae, Streptophyta, Zygnematophyceae, Desmidiales, Closteriaceae.